UAGUAAAUUGAGCUAACGGAGUAAAAAUAGUAAUGGAGAAAAAUAUAAAUCCUUUCAAACGACCUAUGAAUGCUCUACAAACUCAAUGGUACCGCAUUCUUCUUGCUCGUCGUGUUGGCAUUCAACCAACGCCCCCAAAAAAUGUGAACGAAGAUAAAAAACCUUAUCAAAAUAUAUGCCGUAAACGUUAUUUGACAGCAUUCCAGCGCUAUAACAAACAAUUUGUUAGAGAAAUCGAGCAACUGGAAGCGAUGCAACCAAGUGCAAUUGAUGCCAUGCGAAUCCACAGGAGCUUUUCCAUCACCACUUUCUGGCCACCAUUGCAUUCAAAACAUGAAAUAAAUUUGACUCUAGAGCACCUGGAGAAAGUAUUAAGUCUUAGAGAAAGAAGACGUCUAGAAGCUGUACUACAAAAACAAACAUUGAAGUAACUUCACUACUUAUUAUUGCCAAGUGAAUUUAAGUAGCUGUAAAAAUUUUAGGAAUG
Molecule: messenger RNA, 487 nt
Organism: Teleopsis dalmanni
Lineage: Eukaryota; Metazoa; Arthropoda; Insecta; Diptera; Diopsidae
Exons: 3
Coding region: 33-431 (132 amino acids)
Source: RefSeq, a predicted model, not a curated record